Molecule: messenger RNA, 1332 nt
Organism: Prunus armeniaca (apricot)
Lineage: Eukaryota; Viridiplantae; Streptophyta; Magnoliopsida; Rosales; Rosaceae
Source: the annotation of a GenBank genome assembly
AUGGAACAGAGAUUGUUGUGGUGUGAAAAGAGCUCGCUUUUAGGAAAUGAAGCUUUCAGUCCUCAGUCAAACGCCUUCUUCUUCCAUGGCGGCAGCGAGGGCCUCUACGCUUCUAAGGUCCAUGGUUCUGCUGAUUCUUCGUCCACAGACAAUCAUCACCUCAAGGGCAAGUCCUUCAUCAGGUUUGAGAGUGUCACUUUUGUGAGGACUAAAGAGUCUGCCAAUAAGCAAAGUGAAAUGCAGCAGAAUACUGGUUUGGUGGAAGCUAUCAUUCUUGAAGUGAAGGAUAGGGUUCGGAUUGGAGCUUCUUUCGUCCAAUCCGAAAAGAUAUGCUGCACCAGGAAUCUUUCGAAUUCUGGAUACUGCACGGUGGGAGAGGUUGUUAUCCACAAAAAUCCAGACAACCCUGACUGGCCUGUGCGCAUCAAAACCUUUUUUAAUGGAAAGGAUGAAGAGGCCAGAAUGGAUACUAAGUCAAUUAAUAUCAAUAGUUCUGGAAUGUACUACCUUUAUUUUAUGUUCUGUGAUCCGCAACUCAAGGGCACAUUGAUUAAAGGAAGGACUGAUUGGAGAAACCCAGAUGGUUAUUUGCCUGGGAAGAUGGCUCCUUUGAUGACAUUAUAUGGCUUUAUGUCUUUAGCUUACCUUGUGCUUGGCCUAGCCUGGUUUCUGAGGUUUGUUCAGUUCUGGAAGGAUAUUAUUCAAUUGCACUACCAUAUUACAGCAGUGAUUGCUCUUGGAAUGUGUGAAAUGGCUGUGUGGUACUUUGAGUAUGCCAAUUUUAAUUCAACUGGAAUCAGACCUAUGGGCAUUACAUUAUGGGCUGUAACCUUUAGCGCUGUCAAGAAGACUCUUUCUCGCCUUCUUCUUUUGGUAGUUUCCAUGGGCUUUGGUGUCGUGAAGCCUACACUGGGUGGUAUAACACCAAAAGUAUUUCUUCUUGGUCUGAUCAGGAGAAACAUGGCUAAAUUGGAACUAUACCGAAAAUUUACCAACUAUCUCGCCAUUUUUGUGCUUCUCUCGGUUGCUUGGAUUGGCUUUGAGCUAUAUUUCAAUGCAACGGAUCCUCUGAGUGAGUAUUGGCAAAUUGCUUGGAUUAUUCCUGCAUUCUGGACUCUGCUUGCAUAUGCUCUCUUGGCAGUGAUAUGUAUCCUUUGGGCUCCUUCACGUAACCCAACUAGAUAUGCAUACUUGGAGGAAGCAGGAGACGAUUUUGAUGAGGAGGGCAUCUCGUUAACAAGUGGUGCUUUGAAGGUGAGUGGAGAUGUGACAGCCAUGCGAGAAUACGACAAUGUGCUUGCCGAAGAUCUGGAGGAGGAUAAGCGAGAAUAG